AAGUGGCAUUUACAAUUAAGCGACACAGACGCGAUGAUUGUGAGUUGACAUAUAUAUUAUUGGCUAACACAAGAAGUAAGGGAGUGAGGCAAGCAGCGAGGAGGUAAAUCUAGGUUGUGUGGUGGCGGUGGCGAACGAACGAGUGUGAAAAAGCCGGCCUACUUUUGUUUUUGGCUGGUGGUGGUAAAAUUAUUUUGACAGUGUCUUCGAAAGAUUUUUCGAAAAGACACAUUGUAUCAGGGGUGAAAAUAUGGGCGACGUGUCUAAUACGAAGCAGCCGGGAAGUACAGAAGUGAAUCAGGAUGAGUUGAUACUUCAGCAACAAAGGCGUAUCGAGAAAGAGAUUUCCGAAUCGAUCGCUUUGGUGGGCGAAAAAGAGUCUUUGAAGAGCCUUGAACGCGAGUACGAGGAGGACGAAGUUUAUCUAUCAAAGGCCAAAGCCCUUGGACAAAAAUAUUCCUACUUCCGUAGAACAAGACCCGAUGGCAAUUGCUUCUUCCGAGCUUUCAGUUAUGCAUAUCUUGAAAGACUCAUCAACAACAAGGAGGAGUAUGAAAAAUUCAAAGACUUGGCUCUCAAAAGCAAAGACAAUUUAGUUGCUUUGGGCUUUCCUCAAUUUACCGUAGAAGAUUUUCAUGAUACGUUUAUGGAGGUGAUAGAAAAAGUUGGUGGCGGUACAGAGGCGAGUCAUGCGGAAUUGCACAAAUUUUUCAAUGAACAAGGCUACUCGGAUUACGUUGUUGUUUAUCUUAGAUUAAUAACUUCUGGUCAAUUACAACGCGAAGCUGAUUUUUAUCAGCAUUUCAUCGAAGGUGGUCGUACCAUUACAGAGUUUUGUCACCAGGAAGUGGAGCCAAUGUACAAAGAAUCGGAUCACAUUCACAUAAUAGCAAUGAGCACGGCACUGGGUACGGGUGUGAGAGUUCGAUACAUGGAUCGUGGUGCUGGAACAGAAGUAACGGCGCAUGAUUUUCCUGAGGGUUCCACGCCGGCGGUACAUUUGCUUUAUCGUCCUGGCCAUUACGACAUUCUUUAUCCCUGAUGUUUGUCUCCCGAGUACGAUCACGAAAUUCUACUUUGUCGAGCUGCUCUGUUUCAUGAUAAAAAUCCCUAGUUCCCUUGCCACGCUGUCCAGACUCCUCAUACGUAAACCAAAUCUCAAGAAAUAUCAAGAGUUAGCUUGUAAAGUUGAGGCGUCGAAAAGAAAGGAAAACAAACAAAACGAUGCCGCCACAACUGACGUUUUUUUCAACUGCCCAUUUUUUCACUCUUCCUCAAUUUAAUGAAUAUACCUUUUUCUCAUUAAAAAUAUUGAAUAUCGCUCGAGAGAAUCGACGCAAUAUUAUGAAUCAAUAAAAUCUCGUUUUCACGAUAUUGUUGCCCAA
Molecule: messenger RNA, 1385 nt
Organism: Venturia canescens
Lineage: Eukaryota; Metazoa; Arthropoda; Insecta; Hymenoptera; Ichneumonidae
Product: ubiquitin thioesterase otubain-like
Exons: 5
Coding region: 251-1042 (263 amino acids)
Biological process (GO): protein K48-linked deubiquitination
Cellular component (GO): nucleus
Molecular function (GO): ubiquitin binding; cysteine-type deubiquitinase activity
Source: RefSeq, a predicted model, not a curated record